CUAGCGUAAUUGUUUGUGUAUGUCAUUGUAAAGGUAACAUGGAUAUUGGGGCUGCAAGCAUCAAUGGCUGUCGUAAUAUCACGGCGAACCCGGCAAAUAUCACUACAAAGCUUCACUCUCUCUGUCCUCCCGCUACAUUUCCAAUAACCAAUUCUCUACCCAAUAAUUUCGGCACCCUUUUUGCUACACAAUGUAUACCCACCAAAAUUGUGUCUGCCACAAAAACUCAAUCCCCUCGUUCCGUAAGAGAGGAUGCUAUCAGGGAAAUUCAGCAUUCUUCUGAUGUCAAUUUUGCACUCGCUAGGUGCGGAGAGAUCUUGAAGGUACCUGAUUUAAACAUCAUAUUACGCAAUUUUGGAAGGUCAAGUAGGUGGAAGCAUCUUAUUCAGCUAUUCGAGUGGAUGCAAAAGCAUGGAAAGAUCAAUAUUGCAUCAUAUAGCAGCUACAUCAAAUUUAUGGGGGAGAGGAAGGACAUUUCAAAGGCUCUUAAUGUAUAUGAGACUAUUAAUGAUCAAACCAUGAGAAAUAAUAGCUCAAUAUGCAAUUCUGUUCUCAGCUCUUUGGUUAAGAAUAACAAGUUUGAAAAAGCUAUGAGUAUGUUUGAGCAGAUGAAGCAAAAUGGUUUGCUGCCAGAUGUUGUGACAUAUAGUACGCUGCUGGCCGGUUGCUUAAAAGUAGACCAUGGAUAUAUGAAGGCUCUGGAACUGGUGGAAGAGCUGGAAAAUAAUGGGAUUCAGAUGGAUGUUAUUACAUAUGGGACUCUUAUAGCUGUUUGUGCUACCAACCGCCGAUGCGAGGAAGCAGAAAUGUAUUUUAUCCGCAUGCAGGCUGAAGGUCAUUCUGCAAACAUGUACCAUUAUAGCUCAUUACUCAAUGCAUAUGCUUCUGAUGGUGACCACGAGAAGGCUGACAAAUUGGUGCAAAAUAUGACAUCUGCAGGAUACACGCCGAAUAAGGUCUUUUUGACAACUUUGCUAAAGGUCUAUGUUAGAGGGACCUUGUUCGAGAAAUCAAGAUCCCUGUUAUUAAAGCUGGAAAGUUUGGGCUUUGCUGAAGAUGAGAUACCUUAUUGUCUCUUAAUGGAUGGCCUCUCAAAAUCUGGGAAGGUUCAUGAAGCUAAAUUGACUUUUGAUCGGAUGAAUGAGAGACAAGUCAGAUCAAAUGGCUAUUCGCACAGUAUUAUGAUCACAGCAUUCUGCAGAGCAGGGCAUGUGGAAGAAGCAAAGAAGUUGGCUAGGGAUUAUGAAGCUUCAUACAAUAAAUAUGAUGUUGUCAUAUUAAAUGUUUUGCUGUGUGCUUACUGCAGAGCAGGAGAUAUGGACUUUGUGAUGCAAACAUUGAGAAAAAUGGAUAAACUGGGUAUAAAUCCUGAUCAGUAUACCUUCCGCAUUCUAAUAAAGUAUUUUUGCAAAGAGAAGCUAUAUCUGCUUGCAUAUCGUACCCUGCAAGAUAUGAGAAUUAAAGGUCAUCAACUGGAGGAGGAAGUUUUAUCUUCUUUGCUUCUUCAACUUGGUAGUGUUGGUGCUCAUUCUGAAGCAUUUUCAGUAUACAUGAUUUUAGUAUCUGGUGAAAAAGCAAUAUGCAAGACCCUCCAUGAGAAGAUAUUGCACAUACUAAUAGCAGGGAAGCAUUUGGAAAAUGCAUUUGUGGUAGUCAAGGACAGUGCGAGAUUUAUAUCUCCACCUGCUGCUAAGAAGUUUUUAGGAGCAUUCAUGAAAUCAGGCAAUAUAGACUUAUUGAAUGAUGCCGUGGAAGCUAUUCACGAUUCUGGCCACAAGAUUGAUCAGGAUGUAUUUCACCUGGCCAUAUCACGUUAUACUGCGCAACCAGAAAAGAUGGAAUUGCUUCUGCAGUUAUUGCAAUGGAUGCCAAGUCAUGGCUAUGUGGUCGAUCUAUCAACAAGAAACCUCAUCCUCAAGCAUCCGAACUUACGCAGGCACCAAGUUAUUGCUGAGAUAAUGGCAAAACAGCAUGCUAUAGCAAGCACAUGACAGCUUGCUAAAAUUAUCCUGUUUUGUGGCACCUUGGUGGACUGUGCAAAGUUCUUCCACGGCUCCAACCACCAUCUUGCCCUUGUUAUCUGUUGUAAUUAUAUGUUACUACUUUUGGUAGCUUGAUCAAAGCUGGAUUACAAAUGAUUCAUUAUUGUUAUCAUUUACAUCAAACAAGCUUGCUACGAGCAAACCAUGGACAGUGCACCCAGGUGUACAGUGAGAGCUAUGUGCAUUUGGACCAAAA
This is a messenger RNA of Beta vulgaris subsp. vulgaris (sugar beet), 2238 nucleotides long. Its product is annotated as pentatricopeptide repeat-containing protein At1g10910, chloroplastic. Gene Ontology annotation, molecular function: protein binding. NCBI's taxonomy places the organism in Eukaryota, Viridiplantae, Streptophyta, Magnoliopsida, Caryophyllales, Amaranthaceae. The record is from RefSeq and is a predicted model, not a curated record. The transcript has 10 exons. The coding region runs from base 39 to 1991 and encodes 650 amino acids.